AGAUUCACAGAUACGAGACGCAUCGUCGUGGUGAAAGCUCAAGCUGAGGAUUUAACAAAUCACCGAACAGAGGACAGCUCAACAUUAUGUCUCAGGUAACAGACUAGACCUUUCUGUCACCAUCAUGCUGGCAUCAUGCAUGUAACCAGGUAAAAUGAUUUGCAGCCUUUAAUAUUGAGAAAGGAGAGAACGAAAAGUGUAGUGUUUAUAGAACAACCGAAUAUUUUCCAUCCAAACAAGACCAGUAAUCUGUGUACGAAUAUGGCCAGCCCCCAGACAAGUCUGAAAACCCCUUUUAAAGACCUGACGUCAUUCAAAGGCAACAUGAAAAGGCUGUACAGGGAGCGGCUGGAGGAUGCACCCAUUAAAAAACGGGUAAUGGCAGAGAUGCACUUGAAACGUAACAGUCUAGAGACUGUCCCGAAACCCCUGAAGGUAAAGAAGGAGCGCGAGGAGCACACCAGCUCUGAAAUGGAAAUUGAGGGGAGGCAGUUCCAUGUCGUCGGAGCUUCCAAGGCAUUAGAUCUUAGCGCCGGACUCAAGCACACACUGGCUCAAUUCACUCUAAGCAGCCAGAGCUCCCUGGGAGGUCCUGCUGCUUUCUCAGCAAAAUCUGCUCAAGAGUGUGCCUCUCCUGCUGGCAUGGCUCCCAUACCAUCUCCUUCAGUCCUUGGAGGCGGCCCUCUCUUGGUUCCCUGCGACAGCUCCACAGAGCUUACUCACUCUCUUCUAGAAGGAGAGUCCAUCUCCUGCUUUGUCGUGGGGGGCGAGAAGCGCCUCUGUCUGCCCCAGGUACUCAAUUCAGUUCUGCGAGACUUCUCUCUGCAGCAAAUCAAUGCAGUGUGUGACGAACUUUAUGUUUACUGCUCCCGCUGUGAUGCCGAACAGCUGCAUAUUCUCAAGGUGCUGGGCAUCCUGCCUUUUAAUGCACCUUCUUGUGGCCUCAUCACCCUGACUGAUGCCCAGAGGCUCUGUAACGCCCUGCUCCGUCCAGGGGCUGUCCUCCCGGCCGACCACAACAGCAAACUGACAGGUCAAGGCCUGCUUAAGGAGAGUGAGGCCAGUUUCCAGGUGGAGCACCAGUGUCUGGGCAAGUGCCAAGGCCUGUUUGUACCCCAGUUCUACGUCCAGCUAGACGCCCCCUGUAUUCAGUGUAUGGAAUGCCAGCUGCUCUUUUCCCCACAGAACUUUGUAAUGCACUCGCACAAGUCCCCCGACAAGAGGACCUGCCACUGGGGCUUCGAUUCAGCUAAGUGGCCCUGCUACCUACAGCUGAGCCGCAAGCAUGAGGGCACGUCAGAGGAGCCCCAACUCAAACAGCUGUUGGAUGAGAUGAAGGAGAAGUUUCACUAUCAGCUAAAGAGGUCUCUGGACAAAAAGGUGGUCGAUGACAACAGUCAUGGGCAGAAGUCCAGUCCUGCCCCCUCCCCUGCCAACAGCAAGCUGUCUGAUGGUGUCUGUGAGAAAAAGAUGCUGCCAAAAGGUAACUCCCAGUCUUCACUUGUGUUCAAUCGAAUGUUUGCUGACAUCAAAGAGGAACCAGGACACAGCCCCAUCAUCCACCCGAGUUACUACCUGUACACAUACGAUAAGAUGGUGGCCCCAAACGUGUCCCUGCACAAGGAGGGGGAGGUGAGCCAUGAGUUUCUGGGUGCCCUGCUCAAACAACACUACAGCAGGAGAACAUUCGCCCAUGACAGCCAGCCUGCCAUAGAUCUUCCCGCAUCUCCUUUCCCCGUCGCGGAGGAGGCCAAAUCCCAACAAAUGGGCAACGCGCACGAGUGCCGCCAACCUCCUCCACCAGUCACCAUGGAGACCAGCCUAGGUGGUAAGCAGCACGCCCCCGCUUCCAUGGUGGGUAAAGAUGGUACAGAGGAUGACAAAGACAGGAUCAUGCUGGAGAUUGUGCAGAUGUACCGUCGGCAGCAAGAAAAACUCAACUCCACCCUUCAGAAACAGCUUCAGCUGGAGAUGGAGCUGGAGGCAGUGCGUGGGGGCGAGGCGGCUAGGCUGAGGGAGUUGUCUGCAGAGCAGCUGGAGCUGCAGAAUGAGCUGGAGGCAGUGCACACUGAGCAUGCUCAGAGACUGGGGGAGGUGCGGCAGGAGCAGAGGCAGCUGGAACACAGACUGGAGCAGCUCAGGCAGCAGAGCUGCGCCUGCCAACCAAAAGAACAGGAGGCGCAAUACAACGCACAGCUGUGCGAGCUGCGCUGUCGUCUCGAGCGUGCCGAGACGGAACGCCAGGAACUGCAAGAAGAGCUGUGCAGAGAGCGGGAGGCCAGAGAGAAGAUGGAGCUCAUGAUCACGCAGCUUCAACAGCAGAUGGCUAAGUCUGGCACCAGGGGGAGCCGCAGCAGUAGCCCUGCCCAGCCCCCAACCCCCUCCGCCAGCCCCCAAUCCCAGCAUUCCCCCUCUUCACUGGCCCAUGAGGUAACCUCCGGCUAAACUGCUCCACCCGCCCCCUCCACUCACUUCAACGCCUGUAGCCCAGGAACAAGCUCACCCACUCCCUGCAGAGUCCCAGACAAACACAAAACAACCCUCUGCAGAAAAGAGCUGCUCCCCAUAACUGUUCCCCUUCGUGUCUCACCACCACAAAAAGGCUUAAUGUUUGUCUUUAAUUUAAAAUGACUUUUUCAGUCAUCUUGCUCUCAACCAGACAUUUAAGCAUUUGUUUGGGUGCACUUGUUUGUUUUAAUUUAUAGUCGUGCUGAGAGGCUAAUGGGACACAUAGGAGGUGCUUGUUUUCAGGACUCUUUACCUCCUGUGGUGUCAGACAGUAUGCUGAGCUCAGAACCACAGUGAAGGGCUUUUCCACUCCCAGCCCUGUGAAAAUGGACCAACUCCACAGGAAACUAAGCUGACACUCACUCUGAUACCACCUGUCACUCUGAACCGUAAGAGGCCAAAUGACAAGAGGCCAAUGCCCUGCACUAGCAGCAGCAUCAAGCAUCCACAUGGAUGUUUACCUUUAUUUUAUUUUAAUUAACAAAUGGGGGAAUGUAUUUGUAGCUCAAUACAAAAAGAAUCAGUUAAACAAGUCAGAAUACUUUCAUGAAAGUGAUUCAAAAACAUACAGGCUAGAAGACACAGGCACCCCUUACUGAGGCCCCCUGGUUUAAGAUCAUAGUCCUCCCCUCCUCUUAGUCCUCUUGCUCUUCUUUUCUCUCCAUUUUCCCCCUCUCUCCCUGGCUCCCUCUUGAACUACCCGCAGUUUGUCUUUUGCAGUCUGGUGUUGAUUAUUUGUUUCCUGUCUGUACAGAUGACCCUGUGCAGGCUGGUAUAUAACAAACAGCUCACUUCAUUCCUAUGUGAUGCAGUAAGCAAAGACUCACGUUCGCCCUCUGCUGGAGAACAGAAUGGAUACUCAGUCCCCAUUUAAUGAUAGGUAACAUCUGCAGUUGUGUAAACAAGGUUUCACAGUGCAGUUCACCUCACCCUUAUGUUUCUGCUCAAAGGGACCUCCAAACAUUGGAAGGGUUCCUGCAGCAGAGUCAAAGAGAACUCAUAAGCCAUAGUUUCUCAGACAUUACAAGACUAAGUAGUUAAAGACCCUGGAUUGUGUGAGCCAUUUAAUUAUGACAUACACCAAUCAGCCACAACAUUAAAACCACCUGCCUAAUAUUGUUUAGGUUCCCCUCGUGCCACCAAAACAGCGCCAACCCACAUCUCAGAAUAGCAUUCUGAGAUGCUAUACUUCUCACCACAAUUGUACAGAGCGGUUAUCUGAGUUACCGUAGACUUUGUCAGUUCGAACCAGUCUGGCCACUCUCUGUUGACCUCUCUCAUCAACAAGGCAUUUCGUCUGCAGAAUUGCCCCUCAAUGGAUGUUUUUUGUUUUUGGCACCAUUCGGAGUAAAUUCUAUAGACUGUUGGUGUAUAUCUGGCUCUGAAUCAAUGCCAUAUGUUUAAACAUAGUACACAGCAGACCUUAUAUAUGACAUUCACUCACCCUCAUAUUGUUCCAAACCUGCAUGGCUUCAGUCACUAUUCACUUUCAUUGCUUGGUAAAAAGAUGCAAUGAUAGUGAAUGGUGACUGAGACUAACAUACUUUGAACAUAAUCUUUUGUAUUCCACAAAAUAAAAAAGACAUAUUUGGAACAACAUGAGGGUGAGUAAAUGAUCACAGAGUUUUCAUUUUUGUGUAAACUAUCCCUUUAAAUUCAAGAACUGCAACUAAAGUACAGUGUUUGAUCUUGAAUGCUGCAUUCCAGGUAAAGAGAACUGCCUUUUGAUUUGGGUGUUUUGCCUGACUUUUUUUUACCCCCCUUUUCAGUCCACGGUGUUAUUAUUCUGGUUGACUGAACAAACAGGUCUGACAGAGAGAAGGAAAACAGAGAGGAAGGCCAAAGGAGGGACAUUAAGGGAUUGAUGCUGUCAUGUUAGCUCCUAGUCACUAGGGUAGACAGGCAGGCUUUCUCAGUAGAAUGGGGCAGCUGCCUUUGAUGCCCAGGGGCCGCUUGCCACCCUGCCCCUCCCUCUGUGUACACCCAUACAGAGAGUGCAGAUGGAUGGGUAGAAAAAGAGACAGAGCGACAGACACAGGAAAGGACGUGCUUUUGGCAGUAGAGCUGUUUUUGUGUGUGUGUGCCUGUGGGCUUAUUGUUUAGUUGAGUGGGUGUGUAAAAAUAAUGGAAUGAAAUAUAUGCGUUUAUCAAAAACUUUCUUUUAUGUUGUACAUAUAGUUCAUAUAGAACAUUCCACUGUGCACAACUCAUAGACUGCAAUAUCAGCCAAGCCGCAGCUGUUUUGUGCUAACGUGUACAGUGCAAAAACUCUUAAACGUGAAGAGGAAAAAAAACACCCUGACUGAUGUGAAUACAUCCAGCAAUGAAGAAUUGAAAACGAACUUGUCCGUAAUUAAGGACUAUACUGUAAAUGAGUGCUCUGUUAUUGUUAAGAUUUUUCUUGGAAUUAUUCAGAAAUUAUUUAAUGUAUUAUUAACUAAUAAAGAUUUAUAUACACUUUGUA
Molecule: messenger RNA, 4972 nt
Organism: Myxocyprinus asiaticus (Chinese sucker)
Lineage: Eukaryota; Metazoa; Chordata; Actinopteri; Cypriniformes; Catostomidae
Product: ski-like protein
Exons: 8
Coding region: 262-2445 (727 amino acids)
Biological process (GO): negative regulation of BMP signaling pathway
Cellular component (GO): nucleus
Molecular function (GO): DNA-binding transcription factor activity, RNA polymerase II-specific; SMAD binding; RNA polymerase II cis-regulatory region sequence-specific DNA binding
Source: RefSeq, a predicted model, not a curated record